Cornus florida is the source of this 2241-nucleotide messenger RNA. Its product is annotated as beta-fructofuranosidase, insoluble isoenzyme CWINV1-like. Gene Ontology annotation, biological process: carbohydrate metabolic process. NCBI's taxonomy places the organism in Eukaryota, Viridiplantae, Streptophyta, Magnoliopsida, Cornales, Cornaceae. The transcript has 7 exons. The coding region runs from base 1 to 1722 and encodes 573 amino acids. Gene Ontology annotation, molecular function: hydrolase activity, hydrolyzing O-glycosyl compounds. The record is from RefSeq and is a predicted model, not a curated record.
AUGGCCAUCUCUUGUGUUUGGCUAAUUUGUUUCCUCUCUCUCUUUCUUGGCCAUGGUGUUCUUGAUCAACUUGAAGCCUCCCACAUUGUUUACACAAACGUUGAGACUCUUCAACCAGCUUCACCAAAUCAAACUUACAGAACUUCUUAUCAUUUCCAACCUCCCAAGAACUGGAUGAAUGAUCCUAAUGGACCCAUGAUUUAUAAGGGCCUUUACCAUUUUUUUUACCAAUACAAUCCAAAUGGUGCAGCUUGGGGUAACAUAGUAUGGGCACAUUCAACAUCUGAGGAUCUUGUCAAUUGGACUCCCCAUGAUCCUGCCAUCUACCCGUCCCAGCAAGCCGAUAUCAACGGUUGCUGGUCCGGCUCCGCCACUAUCCUUCCCGGGGAAAAACCUGCAUUUCUCUAUACCGGAAUAGACCCCGGGAGCCAACAAGUCCAAAACAUAGCCGUGCCCAAAAACCUGUCUGACCCUUUCCUUAGGGAAUGGGUCAAGUCACCUAAGAAUCCACUAAUGGCACCAACUAGCAUGAACAAAAUCAAUGCAAGCUCAUUCAGAGACCCAACCACUGCUUGGCUAGGCCCUGAUGGGUGGUGGAGAGUGAUCAUUGGUAGCAAAAUAGAUCGGCAGGGACUAGCAAUUCUAUAUAGGAGCAAGGAUUUUAUUUAUUGGAUUAAAGCUAAUGACCCGCUUCAUUCGGCUAAUGGCACUGGAAUGUGGGAGUGCCCUGAUUUUUUUCCAGUUUCUACUACCAGUCAAAGUGGUCUGGACACAUCUAUGCUUGGUUUGGGCAUCAAACAUGUGCUUAAACUGAGCUUGGAUGAUACCAAACAUGACUAUUACACAGUUGGAACAUAUAACCUUGCCAUGGAUAGAUAUAUCCCGGAUAGUGGAUCCGUGGAUGGUGAUUCAGGCUUAAGAUAUGAUUAUGGAAAGUUCUAUGCUUCGAAAACAUUUUACGACAGUGUCAAAAGUAGGAGAAUCUUGUGGGGUUGGAUUAACGAAUCGUUGUCUGAAGUCGAUUUUGUCAAACAAGGAUGGUCAGGAGUUCAGGCAAUUCCAAGGACUCUUUGGCUGGAUAAAUCAGGAAAGCAAUUGGUGCAAUGGCCAAUUGUAGAGAUUGAAACGUUGCGCACAAACCGAGUUGACUCGCCAAGCACUGAGCUUAAGGGAGGAUCAGUACUUGAAAUUUCAGAUGUCACAGCUGCACAUGCAGAUGUAGAAAUAUCAUUUGGAGUAUCAGAGUUUAAGCAUGCAGAUGCGCUGGACCCAAGUUGGACUAACCCACAACUCCUAUGUAGCCAAAAGGGUGCAUCAGCUAAAGGUGGGCUUGGACCAUUUGGGUUGCUUGUUUUGGCUUCAAAUUACUUGGAAGAAUAUACAGCAGUGUUUUUUAGAAUCUUCCAAGGCCAAAAUAAAUAUGUGGUGCUCAUGUGUAGUGACCAAAGCAGGUCCUCACUCAAUCAGAACCCUGACAAGACCACUUAUGGAGCAUUUCUGGAUGUAGAUCCUAGUCAAGAGCAAUUAUCACUAAGAAGCUUGAUAGAUCACUCUAUAGUGGAGAGCUUUGGUGGGGAUGGAAAGGUGUGCAUCACUUCUAGGGUUUAUCCCACAUUGGCUAUUGAAGAUGGGGCCCACUUAUAUGCCUUCAAUAAUGGAACUGAGGGUGUAACAAUCUCAAAAUUGAGUGCUUGGAGCAUGAAGAAAGCUCAAAUCAGCUGAAAAAAAUUAAAAAAGAAAAGAGGAAGUGACCUAUUUUAUGGGGUUGGGAUUGAGAGAAUUUUUACCAUCUAUCAUCUUACUAGUUAUUAUGAUGACCUUAUUAUGAUAUAAAUAAACAGUAAGUCACUAAGUACGUGCCAUAAUACGCUAUUGUUAUGAAAUAACAUGUCAUCCAUUUAAGUGUAGCAUAUUAUGAUUGGAGUAAAUUACUUCUUGUUGAGAGACUUUGUGUGAUACAGAAAUAGAAACAAUGACUAAAUAAUUUAAACCCUAAUUUUUUUUUUUUUUUCCUUCCGCCCAAUGCAAAAGGAUGAAAUAAUGAAGAGAAAGGUAGCAGGAAUGAUCAAAGAGAGAUAAUUAGCACGAGUGAUCUCCUUCACAGACUCGGAAAUUUUUGGUUCCAUUUUCACGUGGCGACAAAAACACUUAAUAUAUGUGAUUUGGGGGUGAUUGCAACUCGAGCAAACGUUUUGAAACUGCAUAAUAACCACUUUUUAAUGUAUGCUUGCAAAGUUAAUA